Molecule: messenger RNA, 2712 nt
Organism: Penicillium alfredii
Lineage: Eukaryota; Fungi; Ascomycota; Eurotiomycetes; Eurotiales; Aspergillaceae
Gene: atrR
Product: transcription factor atrR
Exons: 6
Coding region: 1-2712 (903 amino acids)
Biological process (GO): regulation of DNA-templated transcription; DNA-templated transcription
Molecular function (GO): zinc ion binding; DNA binding; DNA-binding transcription factor activity, RNA polymerase II-specific
Source: RefSeq, a predicted model, not a curated record
AUGGACGGCUUGGGGGACGGUGACGGCAUGGGCUUCGACAUGCAGCCCAUGAUGAUGAACCAGCAACCACAGCUGUUCGGCGCCUAUCCCCAAGACAGUGCGCAGAUGGGCAUGUCAACGGAGUCUCUGUACCCCGACGACUCAUUGGCCGCGGGGGAGGAUGCCAACGAUGCGAAAAGGCGGAGAAUUGCUCGCGUAAGGGAUGCCGCAAACAUUCUAGCGAUCAAGGUAGCUGAUAGAGUAUUUCUGGUCCAGGCCUGCGAUAUGUGUCGGAAGAAGAAAAUCAAGUGCGACGGCAAAAUGCCCAAGUGUUCGCACUGCAUCAACUACAAGACGGAUUGUGUCUUCACGCAAGUCGAGAAGAAACGAAAUCCUCCCAAAGGAGCGAAAUAUAUCGAGGGAUUGGAAAACCGACUCGGGCGCAUGGAGUCGCUCUUGCGACUGUCCGGUCUUUUGUCGGAAGAUGAUGGCGGGAAGACAGACCUGAGGACACUAGAGAAACGACUGGCGGAUCGAACGAACACUCUUCAGGCGGCCCAGAAUGCAAAUAAAUUGUCCCAGAAAGCCCAGCAGACCCAGCAGACCCCGACAUCCCACCAUACCACCCCCCGCAUGGAUUCCUACUCGAGUCCCCGGACGGCCGCCGCAUCGCCCGAGUCACAAAAGGAGUCUGAGGGCGAGGUGGAGGCAUUGUCAGAUAUGAUGUGCUCCUUGGUGACGAACAAUUGUGGCGAGACACGGUAUAUUGGUUCUUCGUCCGGUUUCUCCAUCUUCUCCCCCAAGGGCAUCCAGUGGGUCAACGAAAAAACAGGCGACACCUCCUUCCAGGACAUGAUCUCAUCGUCAUACGUGGACGAUAACAAAUGGAUGUACUGGAAGCCGGAGAUAUUUAGCGACAUCUUCGCGCGGCGCGUCUUCAAACCACUUCCUCCCAAGGAGGAAGCGCUUUCCCUCUUCAAGGACUUCUUUGAAAACUUCAAUUGCAUGUUCCCGCUGUUUCACGAGGCAACCUUCAUGCACUUGGUCGAGCGCCAGUACUCGCGCGAUCCAUACGAAGGCUCUGGCUGGUGGGCGAGUAUCAACGUCGUCCUGGCCAUAUCUCACCGGCUCCGCGUGAUGAGUAACCUGGUACCUCAUGAAGAGGACAAGAAGGCAUGGCUGUAUUUGAAAAACGCCAUGGGGGUGUUGACUGAGCUUACAAUGCGAAACACGGAUCUGCUAAGUGUUCAGGCAUUGCUGGGCAUGUCCCUCUUCCUUCAGGGCACGCCGAACCCCCAGCCUGCUUUUUUCCUGGUCGCCGCGGCCAUUCGACUCUCCCAUAGCAUCGGCCUGCACAAGCGCGGUUCCGGGUUUGGUCUCAACCCAGUCGAAGUUGAACAACGGAAAAGAGUCUUUUGGAUUGCCUAUUGUCUUGACAAAGACAUCUGUCUUCGAUCUGGCCGUCCACCAGUCCAGGACGACGACGAUAUGAAUGUCGAGCUGCCCAGUGAAGACCCGCCCGACAACGUUGGAAACGUACCGCUUUCGGAUGGAAAAAGCAAGUUCAAUCUGUUCCGGUCCCUAUGUGAAUUCGCCACCAUCGAGAGCAGAGUGUACAAGCGACUCUACUCCGCCAAAGCCUCGAAACAAUCUGAUGGGGAAUUGCUCAACACCAUCGGUGAACUCGACAAGGACCUGGAAGAUUGGAAAGACAGCAUUCCCAGCGAUUUUCGGCCCGAGUACGAAAUCCAAGCCUCCCAUACCCCACUCAUUAUUCACGUCGUCGUCCUCCACUUCGCAUACUAUAACUGUUUGACCACAAUUCACCGAAUGUCCGUACAUCAUGGAUACUGGACCAGCCGUCUGUCAAAUUACGCCAUACAAGGCCUGAAUGCACGGCCAUUGAACCCCCGGGUUUUCUUGUCGGCUGUGCUUUGUGUUACUGCUGCAAGGGCGUCGAUCAACUUGAUUAAAUACAUCCCCCAGGGAGACUUUGCCUGCGUCUGGUUGAUUCUCUACUAUCCAGUCUCGGCAUUGGUCACCCUCUUUGCCAACAUUCUUCAGAACCCGAACGAUGCUCGGGCUCGUUCAGAUGUGAAGCUGAUGAAUGUGGUGGUCAACUUCCUCUCCACCCUGGUCUCAGACGAGUCCAAUGGGAGCAUCAAACGAAUGCUUGGUCUAUGCGGCGAGUUCGAAAGAAUCGCUAAGGUCGUCUUGGACAAGGCCGAGAAAGAGUCACAUUCGCGGAAAAAGCGCAAGAAUGCACCGGAAGACCCCCAAGCGCAAGCAGCAACCAGGGAGAAACCCGAUGUUUCAAAAUCUACCAAACAAUCACAAGCACCACCUAUCUCUGGAUCUUUCUCGCCUUCCAUGUUUCCCAAUAAUCCUACUACUGCACCGUCGCUUGUUACGCCCAAGGCUUUUGGCGCAGAUCCCACAAUUCCGCCAACCAGUGGUAUCCCGAACGAUCUUCCGAGCAACAUACCCGCCAUGUCUGGCUUGGGACAGGAUUUCCAGGAGAUGCUGAGUCCCGACCAGCUGACAAAUGCCGGAUUCCCCGAUCAAGCUUCUUAUGGGGCUGCGAGUCCAAGCAUGGCCUCGUUCCAGCAACCAUUUGUUCCCCAGGAUCUGUGGCAAAUGCCCAUGACAAUUGAGUGGGACUGGGCAGAUAUGUCAACCAAUUUUCCUGUCUUCGAGGCUGGUGCCGGCUCCGGUGGUCCUCCUGAGCAGUGA